ACCAUUGUUCUGGCUAUGUGUAUCUACACGGACACGUAUUAGAGCGCAAUCACAUGGGUUUGUCAACACGACUGAUGCUGCGAGUAAUUUCAUAUUUUAUUAUAACUGAAUGACUUUGAAGCUUCAAUAAAUUGCAAACAGGAGGCGCUUUUACUAUAUUAUUAUAAUUAUAUAUAUAUAUCACAGGAAUAUUUUGCAUAUUAUGUUGUCAAAGUGAUCCUGCAUUAAACUGAAUCUUCAGCCGGUUCCUUGACGUGAUGGGGUCCGAGGUGCGGCUGCAGGUGGGCUCGUGCUUGAGGACUCUCUCCAGCUCACGAGACUCCGGGGAGAUCGUGCACGCGCUGCGCACACUCAAGCACCACCAGGAGGACGGAGAGUUAACGCGCCCACACUACACACACGCGCUUCAGGUGCUGGUGAGCGCGCAGAGCUCACACUGGUUCAACAGGUCACGUGAUGAUGAAGAGAUCAAGAAGCUCUGGGAUGAAAUCUUCCUCAGGGGUCCACCGGACCAAACACUGCUGCUUCUGCUGGACACCAUCAGCUCCACAGGUGAGAGUGCGGGUCUGGAGCGAUGCGUGUCUGUACUGGAGAAGUUCCUCUCUGCUGGUCGUCUCCAGGUGUUGCUGUGGUCCAGGUGUGAGGGAGGUGGAUCCUAUUCAGACUCUCCCCAGCUAAGAGAGACCAUCAUCGGACACCUUGCAGCUUUACCCUCCAUCACCUCCAACCAGCUGCACACAAACACACCUGAUGCCUUCUUACCACAGCAGUACUACCCGCUGCUGGCCGCCAGCAUACUGGACACGCUGGAGAAGACAUGCCACGCUCUCAGAGCGGGACGGGACUGCUCUCUCGGGUUUGUGGCUCAGGUGUUGGGAAAAGUGUGCAUCCAAGGAUACAGCUCCCAGAUUUUUGAACUACUGGCCCCCCGGCUCUCGUCUCUGACCCGUGUGGACCCGCUGUGGCAGCGUGUGACGCAGAGACUACUGGAGAACGUUCCAGAAAGAUGCACGGAGUGUGUCAUCACGGGACUCAUACGCUGCCUCAGCGGGGCCACUGCUGCGUCCAGGCUGAUGGGAAACCUGGUGGUGACCAAUAAGAAAGCUCAGUUUGUUCUCACUCAUAAACUGAUAUUGCAGCAGUACCAGCACCCGACUCGGUUGUUAAAGUCUGUUCUUGGAUAUUUAGCUCUGGAUUCAGAGCGCCGGAUUCUGCUUAAACAGGUCCUUCAGAGUGUGUGUCAGGUGUGGUGUAACAGCAGUGCCGUGAAACACACGUCUGUGGAACAGCAGCUGUACGUCAGUAAAGCGUUACUGCUGUGUGUGGCUUUACUCACCGAUUCUGAAAUACAAGAACUACGACAAGAGAUGCUGCAGUGCAUGCUGGGAGGUGUCCAGUGUCGUCUAGAUAGCAAUAUUGUGCGUAUUCGUCGGAUGGGUAUGGUUGUGGGCGAAUGUCUUAGCUACAAAUUAGACACACCUGGAUCUCAAUUAAAAUUCCAGUAUGAGCCGGAUGAGGAGAGCAGAGAACUGAAAUCAUUAAUGGAGUCUCCAUCUGUUGAGGACGAUGAGGAACAUCAGCCUGACACCUCCAGCAGUCUUCAACCAGAGACCAAAGUUCAGGGUUCAGGAGGUCAGUCAGUGACAUCAGAGCCGGGUCACGGGAGUGAUUCUGAACUGGACAGUGAUGAUGAUCUGACUCCAUAUGACAUGUCAGCUGAUCAGGAGAAGAAGAAAUCAGCUCCUCCCCGUUAUGUCAGGGACUGUCUGGAAGCGUUAAUGUCGUCAGAUGAUGCUGACAAGGUUGAACUCAGUCUGCAAGUGUUGGACUCUCUUCUUAGGAAGAACGUGACGGCCACACAAGAGGUCAGUGUGCAGUUCAGUAAAGUGCUGCUCCACCUGGAGGACAGAUACAACACACCGUGCUUCCACACACUCCGGCAAAACGCCAUGGUGGCCCUUACAGUUACGGACAUAAAACCGGUUGUUGAUUAUUGGACGACAGAGUUCUACUCUCUCAACUACAGCUUGAGACAGAGACUGGACAUUCUGGAGGUCCUUGCUCUCUCUGCCCAGGAACUGUCUGAGCCAAUCAGGAAUAAGCACGCUGGAGCGCAGCCAAUCACUGCAGUAACAGCUCUAGAGCAGUGUGAUGAUAUCACACACUGGCGGCAGAUUGUGGAAAAACGGAUUCAGAGCAAAACCAGACGAAUCAGCAAGGGUGGGACUCAACCCGUCAAAGCUGUUCCCAACCGUUAUGCUCCAGUCGCUGGAUUUUUCUUCUUCCCGCUGCUCAGGAACUAUGACAGGCCACAGGUGACCUUUGACCUUCUGGGGAGUGAUCAUCUGGUGCUAGGAAGGCUGCUGCACACGCUUGGGCUGCUCAUGCACCUGGCCAUCAAUGCACCUGUUGCAUCUCAAAUGGGCAGAGCUCUGCUGGAUUUUGUUUGGACUGUGCGCUUCCACACUGACCAGAUGGUGAGGAGGGGCGUUAUGUUUGCAGUUUGUUCUGUGUUUCUGAGCAUGCCUGGUGAGAACUUACUCACAGAACUUGGUGAUGACCUGAUGGAGACCAGAGCCUGGCUAGCAGAUGUGGCAGAGAAUGAUUGUGACGCAGACUGCAGGAGUUUGGCGGUACAGAGUUUAAUGCUGUUGGACAAAAACCUCAAAUCUCAGCUGCAGAUUCCAGAUAUGCAAACAUGACAAGUGUAUCUCUCUACUUCCGAUGCCUCAGAUAUGUUAUCACUCAUAGCAAGAAUAACAAGAGAACACCUUUGCAGAGCAACAAUAGAGAUGCUGACAAUAUCACACACUCGUCUAGAGUUGCAAAGAUCUGGAAGAUUUUAUGUCCCUGACCUGAUGCAUCCCUAAUUUCUGUCGCAUUGCUCUUUGGAUUUCAUGUACUUUGUUUUUGUACUUUAUUGUUUUAGUGAUUGUAAAAUAAAGAACUCAUUAGGCACAUUAAAUACUUCUGCCCUCAAAACAA
This is a messenger RNA of Megalobrama amblycephala (Wuchang bream), 2985 nucleotides long. RefSeq names its product TEL2, telomere maintenance 2, homolog (S. cerevisiae) (gene telo2). Gene Ontology annotation, molecular function: telomeric repeat DNA binding; Hsp90 protein binding. Bases 258 to 2702 code for a protein of 814 amino acids. The record is from RefSeq and is a predicted model, not a curated record. The transcript is spliced from 20 exons. NCBI's taxonomy places the organism in Eukaryota, Metazoa, Chordata, Actinopteri, Cypriniformes, Xenocyprididae. Gene Ontology annotation, cellular component: cytosol. Gene Ontology annotation, biological process: protein stabilization; telomere maintenance via telomerase.